Messenger RNA from Epinephelus moara (kelp grouper), 7547 nucleotides. RefSeq lists its product as uncharacterized. Bases 119 to 2635 code for a protein of 838 amino acids. The transcript has 17 exons. Lineage: Eukaryota; Metazoa; Chordata; Actinopteri; Perciformes; Serranidae. The record is from RefSeq and is a predicted model, not a curated record.
UCUCUCUGAGUCUUGCAUGAGGGGAAAAACAAAACAUCUUUCAUAUUUUUGCGACAAAAGAGGACCUCUUUCUUGGACUGAGCAGUUUCAUGGAUUUUUCUGUAAAAUCUAAAACGUUAUGAUGCCAAGUUUAGGAUCAAAGAAGAAAGACAAUCUACCCAAAAUGGACAGACCCAGUGAGGACUUUCCACAGCUGAGCAAUGAGAUGCAGCUGAGCAUCAUGAACAAGGUGAAGAGCGGAGAGCUGUCCAUCGAGGACGCUCUGAACCAGGCCAGGAAGGACAGGCAGCAGCUGCUCCAACACAAGAGCCUGGCUGAAGAGGAACCGCCACCGUCACAGUACAACUUCAGUGUUCACAAGCACAGCCGCUACAGGUGGCAGAAGCGGGUUAUUCAGAUUGAUUUCAAGACCAAAAUGCUGUGCAGCAUCGAGAAAGGCAUCAUCAAGCGACAGUUUCCCUUCUCAACUGUCAAGAGCUGUGAUGAUGGAUCAGGUUCCAGGUUCUCCAUUUCCUUUAAAGGACACCAUGAUUAUGAACUGGAGGCCACUUCACUGGAGGACAAACACAAGAUAAUGCAGCUUGUGAAUCAGAUCAUUUAUGGGAACAUAUACAGUGAUUCUGAGGGCGAUGCAGAGACAGGUCAGCAGCCUCAAACACCACAGAGCCUUCGGGAAGGCGUCUUGUUACUGCACCGAGGAGGCCUGGCAUCAUUCAAAUGGGUGAAAUAUGAGGUCCAGCUCCACCCAGGCCAGCUAACACUGGUCCCCUUCAGGCGACGGGGCUCCACCGAUGGUGAGGUGACAUACUCGGUGCCCAGGUCCAUCGUGAUUCACCUGUCAGAUGGCGACACCAGCGUACAGAAACCUCACAGCUCCGACACUUUCACCCUGAUCACCCACAAAAAUGAGUACAAGUUCCGGGUGCCUGUACCAGAUCAGACUGCUGCUCCUGGGGCUGUCCAAAAGGAACGAGACGCUUGGGUCCAUGCCAUUCACAGACUGUGCAGGGACUGGAAGAGGAAGUCAAUGGCGGAACAAUUGUUUGAACAAACAAAGGAUCUACGACAUAUCAGCAUAGAUGAAGAUGCAGAGGACAGUGACACAGAGCCUGAGUCAAGUGGUGGAUUUGGUGACGAGAAUAUAACUUAUCCUCCAGUUGAUUAUGAAAAUGCGGCUCCAACUCCUGCCGGUGGAGAUCAUUUAUCAUCUGGUGACACAAAUCAAAGUUAUCCUUCAGCUGAUUAUGCAAAGCCUGUUCCUAAACCUCGCAGCACCAAGAACACUGCUGUUAUCACGCCUGAUAUUUUGCCUCCCGUCCCACCACCAACCUCCCCCGGUGUCGUUCCCAUAUCUUUGCCCACCUCCCCUCAACCCUCACCCUCCAAUACAGCCCUCACGUCCUCUACCACAGUCCCAGAGUCUCUUAACCAUGAAUCAAGCUCAUCAGCUGUGAAAGGGCCUUCACCCCCCAGCAUCCCUCCACCCCCACCUUUACCCUUCAAAAUCCCAAUGAAGUUGAAAAAACCAUGCACCAAGGCUUUCCACUGGAACCAAGUUGGCUCAGACAAGAUUGCAAAAUCAUUUUGGAUACAAGAAAGCACCGGGAGGAUUGAAAUCGACACAUCCCGCCUAUACGAGCAAUUUGCCAUCAAAGAUCUGGGGACGUUUGAUGCCGCUGAGCCGAGCCAUACGCAGCAUAUUAUGCUCAACCAGAAGAUUGCACACAACUUCAACAUUUUCCUCAAAAGUUUUCCAGUGCAACCGGGAGAGCUGAAGGACAAACUGUUCAUCAUUAAUGAGGAAGAUGGAGGCCUGUCUGAUGAGCACAUCACCUCUCUGAGGAGGUACGUCCCCACGUUGGAGGAUGUGGAAAAGUACAAAUCGCACAAGGGGCCUGUGACAGAGCUGCAUAUUGUGGACCAGUACAUGAUGGAGAUGUGCAACAUCCCAUGCCUGAGCACACAGCUCGACCUGCUGCUGACUCUGAGAGAGCUUCCGAUCAGCAUGAACGACCUGCAACCUCUGAUUAACCAGAAGAUCAGAAUGUGCACGCAGCUGAACAACUGCAGGUCAUUUGUUUCCGUGCUGGAGUACCUCCUCGCCAUUGGCAAUUACCUCAACGAGAACGCCAGGAAGGAAAAGGCCAAGGGAUUCCGCCUCUCCUCCUUAACUAAACUCUCGCAGCUCCGUGGGAGAGACAAGAAAUUCACCUUGCUUCAUGCCCUUGUGGAGCAGAUCAUGUUGCAUGAACCGUGCCUGGCCACUUUUACCCAGGAGUUGGCAGAAUUUGAAACUGUCCCAGGAGCUUCCAUCAAAGGCCUGACCGCAGAAAUAGAUGUCCUGAAGAAUGAACUGCAGAAAGUCAUUCAGUAUAAAAAAACUUCCAAGAAGAAAAAUGCUGGAGUUCAUCACCCAAACUUCUCCAAAGACCUGAAGUUGGCAAUUGAGAAAUACAACACAGAUCUCUCUGCUCUGACGAAGACGUGUGAGGAGAUGAAGAAACUCUACUCUGUCAUACUGGUUAAAUUUGGUGAACCGUCGGAUCAAGACUCUCAGGAGUUCUUUGGGAUGAUCUGUCAGUUCGUCCAGGACUUCAAGAUGGUCCAUUCUGAAAUCAUGAUUCAAACUGUAUAGUGUACAUAUAAGUAAACACUGAGACUGCAGUGAUGAUUAUUAGACAAACCAAUCUGAUCCUGUAUUCUUAGUCACAGCUCAGAGAGAUUAAAAUAUAGGCUAUAACCUCUAAUGCAGUAUUUGAUAUUUAAGGGGACCUAUUAUGCCCAUUUUCAGGCACAUACCUGUAUUUAAGGUUUCUACUAGAACAUGUUCAUGCUUUAAUGGUCAAAAAACACUUAAUUCUCCUAAUACUAUGCUGGAACACCUGUGUUCCACCUCUGUCUGGGACGCUCUAUUCUAUCGCCUGUCUUUUUUAAGCGCCCUCUUCCCAAAAAAGUCCGGUCUGCUCUGAUUGGUCAGCGUAUCCAGGUCAUCCUUAACCUGACAUCUCUGCACCUUCAUUACAGCCGAGGGGAUGACUGUAAUGGAGAAAAGUGCCACUUUUUACUGUGAAAAACACCAAUAAAAGCUUCAGAUCACAACUGGAAAUGUUCCAAAAGGAAUAUGAUCUGAAAUUUGCUGCUACAAAAAAUAUGGCUGAGGUGAGACGAACAGAUGAAAACUUUAUCUUAUUAGAUCAAAUUGAUGUUGAAGUUUUUCUUUGGGGAAAUAAUUCACAGUUGGAAAAAAAAGGCACUUUUUUUUUUAAUUUUAUCACAAUACUCAGCAUAUCGCAACAUACUUAAAAUCGCUGUAAUAUUGUAUCAUGACUUUAGUAUCGCGAUAAUAUCGUGCCGUGGAUCUUCUAGUGAUUCCCACCCCUUUCCGAAAUUGGGGACAAGUUAGCAUCAGCAACCAAGAUUACAUGUUUUCCUGAUGUUAGCAUGUAGCUACAUGCACAUUACCCAGGGUUCCUACAUAUUAAUUUAUCUGUGGCGCACCACCACAACAUUGGCAUCUUCUGCCAUGUAUAGACUUUAUAGUUUCCGAGCUGGGUCUGUCUUUCAGUGUACUCUGAUCAGCAAAGUACAGCGAAAAUGAACCUUAACUGUUUGUUAAUUCAUAAGUUGUAGUGUUUUCCCACAUUACUUUAGAUGAAACUGUCUGCAUUCCUAUGGAAACCACCCACACCGCAAUCCAAUGCUGGGACUAACCAGUGUAACAGCAGAAGAAGACAGUCUGCUUUCACUCGCCUCUGCAGCCGCUGCUACUCUAAUCCAUAAAUCUAAUUUGAUCAGCUCUAAUCGAUCUGACCACAAACUAAUCCAGAGGAAGUCUUGCAUGUGAUAAUCAAACAGUUUCUUCCUCUAUUAUCCACCCUGCGACUCAAACUCGACAGACUGCUGCUGAGGAAAAAUGUCCUCAUGGAAAGUUCUGCUUGCCACCACACAUACAAUCUAUUUCUGUGGGUAACCAUGUUAGCACUGCACUUACAGUCAGAGAAUGACUGUAAUAGAGAACAAUGGCACUUUUUACUGUAAAAAAAUCACCAGUUAAAGUUUCUAAACACAGCCACACAUGUUCCAGCAGGAAUAUAAUCCGAUAUCAUGGAGAAAUUUACAACAUUGGCAACCAAGAUUAGGUGUUUCCCUGACAUUAGCAUGUAGCUUCAUUUAGCAAUACAGUCUACGUAAUGUAAACACUUGCAGUAGCGUGUCUGGAACAGAUGACCAUAUAGGGAAAUCCAGCACACUGUGACAUCAUACUGUGGCCAGAGUAAAAAGAAGUUCGACCUGAGUAUUGAGAGUGGUAGGAAACCUGAGGUGUGUGCUGACAAGGAAUACUGUCACAUAAAUUUACCUCAUUAUUUGACACUUUGGCCACGUUUAAUAUGAACAUCCUUUACUGUAACACUAUAUGUAUGACACAAAAUACUGAAAAGCAUAAUAGGUCCCCUUUAAAGAUAGUAAAAUGUUGCAUGGAUGUAUUUUUUGUAGCUGUUUGCAUUUUUCUCCUGUGUUGUUAUACAGAUAUUUUAUAAUAUAAUGGGCCCUGGAUGUGAUUCAGUGUGUAGACAUACAGUGUGAAGUGUACAGUGAUGCUCGUGCACCUGGAUGACAGAAUGUGAGUGGAAAUCAACUUUGUAAAUAUAAAACUGAUCUAUGUCAUAUUAUUUGAUGUCAGAAGUUGAUUUGAUUUGGGUUGACUUCAUGUUUAUUGACAUUUGUUUUGAGACGAAUCAGUAAUGAAGGAUUUGCGACUCCUGGGCUGUAAAAAACACUCCGAUGCUGAAGUGUGCUGCUAAUACCCACAGCUGUCUGCUGGCAGAGGAACAAAACAGACAGCACUUCCGAGGCCAGCUGAGGCUGGUGUACUUUGGGUGUGUGAUUAUUUUGAACAUGCAUUCGUUCUGCGGCCGGGGAUGCUUCCUAUCCCAGCGCUCCAGGAGGAGCUCCAAGGCCGCCUCUGAUUAAGCAACACAUCUGCUCUGUGGCAUGAUGAGAAACACAAAACUCACCUUCAAAAGGUAGAAAGAUAUUCUUGGCACUGCUUAGCACUGAUUUAUGUGUUAUAAAGGUUUGUGUGUGCGACUUUUAAUCAGUUGACAGCAAUAACAUCAUUUGUAGUAGUAACUGUGAGCCACGGUGGUAUAAUGAACCAGACCCCUCACUGGGAGGGAAAAGUUGCACAUUUUCUUGUAAAAGCAAAAUCCAAUGAUUUAAUUAAAACUUUGCAUCUGGAGAAACUAGUGAUUCAUUAGCAGCAAAAAUAUUUCCAUUUAAAUGUUUCCUUCACAGAGGUUUAUCUUAUUAUUCAUUUUUAUAUUUUCCAAUUUGUCAAAAUUGUAGCUGGAUGGAUCAUUAAGGGUUUUUUUCCCCCUGAUGUAGUGUCUUUGUACCGCUUUUAAAAUUAAAAAGAGAUAAGUGACCCAACAUUAAGCAUGUGUGCAAAGCAACUCUUUAAAGUCACUUUGAAUUAUACAGGUUUGCAUUUUCUCUCCAACUUUGGAAUUAGUUGCACUUUUAAAGAGACAGAUAAAUAUAACAGUCAUGUAUUUAUUGUCCUCUCGUACGUCACAAUCUGUACUGCAACACUUUUUCUUCCAUUUCUCGAAAACAGUGUCAUUACGAGGAUGACACCUCAGUUUGUUUGGGCUCUGCUGAACUCUGCUCUUCUUUUUGGUUCUCCGGGUUAUUGCAGAGUUUUUCUAGAUCUGUGUAAAGUAGUAUGCCAGUCCGGUCUGGUGAACAAGCUUAAAACUGGCUAAACUCAAUUAUAGCCAGAUACAAUCUAUCUUUUCACUGCUAUGCAGAUGACUUGCAAAUCUAUCUGCCAUUGAAGCCAACAGAUAAAAAUGCACUAAGUUCCUUACUUGACUGUAUUGUUGAUAUCAAGAAUUGGUUAACUCAAAAUGUUCUUCAUUUAAUGAGGAUAAGACAGAGUGCAUUGUGUUUGGGGAUACUGGGACGACCGGCUUGGGCGCCUUGCCUUAUACAUGUUAAGACAAGCUUUUUCCAACUACGUCUUUUAGCCAGAGUCAAAACAUUUUUAAGCCGUCAUGACCUUGAUAAAGCUAUUCAUGCUUUUAUUAGUUCUAGACUCGACUACUGCAAUGCACUGUAUAUUGCCGUCUCCCAGUCUGCUCUUAGCCGCCUUCAACUUGUGCAAAAUGCAGCUGCCCGCCUUUUAACUAACACUAACAGACGAGAGCACAUUAGUCCUGUCCUUUAUUCCCUCCACUGGCUCCCAGUUUGUUUUAGAAUUGAUUUUAAACUUUUAAUGUUUGUUUUUAAAGCUCUAAAUGGCCUCGCCCCAUCUUAUUUAUCUGAGAUGCUAACUGUCCAUGAGCGUGGCCGGGCUCUGAGGUCCUCUAACCAACUCUUGUUGGAAGAGCCCAGGUCUAAAUACAAACACUGGGGUGACCGAGCUUUUUCUGUUGCCGCACCCAGGCUCUGGAAUAAACUCCCCACUGACAUACGUCUUGCCUCUGACCUGAGCCUCUUCAAAUCUAAACUUAAAACUUAUUUAUUUAGGAUGGCUUUUAAUACUCAGUAAUGUGGUGACACUCCUAUUUUAUUUUAUUGUUUUAUCCUUUUAUUUGCUGUUUUUUAUUCAUGAAUCUGUUGUGUGUUGUGUUUUUAAUUGUUUUUUAAUCUCUUGUGAAGCACUUUGAUUCACCUGUGGUCGUUGUAAAGUGCUAUAUAAAUAAAGUACAUGACAUGACAUGACAUUUAGCACGAUGACAGAUUCGGCCAAACUAAAAAGUAGCCUACAUGAGCAACCUGUGCUGACGGCGUUGCAGCGCUAUAUCUGACUUGUAUUGCAUUAGUAAUAAGCAAUAUGACAACCUAAUUAAAAUAUUAUGUUUGUUUAUAAACAGACUAGCGGAGCCACCAAUGUCUGACAGGCUGUGAGCCGAGCACGGCAACAUGAAGGAGGGGAGCAGAGCAGUGCACGUUGUGUUUACUAGUAAGGUCAUGUUUUGAUUUUCUUUUUAGGGUGAUGAGUCAUGGCAAAAUAUGUCUCUGAAGAAACCAUAUUUUCUCUACAUGGCAUUAUUUUGGAUUUGAUUCUGACAGAAAGAGGUCUCCCAAUUGGUCAUGAGCAACAUGCUGCGCAGUUUUGAAGUGAACUUUUGUUGGAUGGCGUAUUCUACUUAUAUCUGUCCCUGGCUUUGAAAGCACCACAAUGGACAAGGACCGGCUGACUAAUGUAGUUAAGAUGAGGAAAUAUCCCCGAUACUUUGGAAAAAGAUCUCGAGGAGCUGAAAGCUUCUGAUGAGCUAAAAUGACCUUUGCUAAUAACAAGCUCCGCUACUUGCUGUUGGCGAUACUGUGUGUCAUCAUCAGUAAAUAUCACAAUAUAAAAAGUAUAUUUUCUGUUUAAAAAGUAACGUUACAAAUGUAUAGGGAUGAAAGUCUCAUACUCUGCUCUGUCUGUUGACCCCUAUUUUCUGAUUUAUUGCUGAUUUAUUACAGAAUAAAUAACGUUAUCCUCGUAUCUUUUUCUUGUCAUUAUCUGCCUGCUGCUGUUUGACCGUGACACAGAG